UGUGUUCGGCCCGCGGACUAACUCCCUCCGUGUACUCUUCUCGGAAAAGAAAAAAAUCAUCUUUGCGCCCCUUACCGCCGCUCUCUUUCUUUUGUUGACCUUCUAUCUGCGAAUAUAUUGAUUUUCUGGUUUAUUUUAUUUUGGAAUUAACUGCAAUUUUCACAUGGAAUGCUCUCGCGAAACGAAGUCACCUGUCACAUCAUCUCAAACGCCAUCAUCAUCGUCGACACGCCGCCGAAUGAGUCGGAUUAAUUUCAAAAAGUCAUCGGCGUCGACCACCCCGACGAGCCCACAUUGCCCAUCUCCGCGGCUUAUAAGUCUGCCGAGAUGUGCUUCUUCAUCUAUUGAUCGGAAGGAUCAAGCUUCGCCGAUGGCAAGUCCUUCAACUCCUCUUUAUCCAAAGCACAGUGAUAGUCUUCAUUCGUUAUCUGGACAUCAUUCCGCUGGAGGAGCAGGAACAAGUGACAAGGAACCGCCAAAAUUCAAAUACAAAAUGAUUAUGGUUCAUUUGCCAUUUGAUCAACAUUCUAGGGUUGAAGUUCGUCCCGGUGAAACCGCGCGGGAUGCCAUUUCGAAAUUGCUCAAAAAACGGAAUAUCACACCUCAAUUAUGUCACGUGAACGCGUCAUCUGACCCAAAACAAGAAUCUAUUGAAUUAUCGCUGACAAUGGAAGAGAUCGCAUCCCGACUGCCUGGAAAUGAAUUAUGGGUUCAUUCAGAAUAUCUGAAUACAGUCUCAUCGAUUAAACAUGCAAUUGUUCGAAGAACGUUUAUUCCACCGAAAUCAUGUGAUGUAUGCAAUAAUCCUAUCUGGAUGAUGGGAUUUCGAUGUGAAUUUUGUCAAUUCAAAUUUCAUCAAAGAUGCUCAUCGUUUGCACCACUUUAUUGCGAUUUGUUACAAUCUGUACCGAAAAAUGAAGAUCUAGUGAAAGAACUCUUUGGGAUCGCAUCACAAGUCGAAGGCCCAGAUAGAUCAGUUGCCGAAAUAGUUCUUGCUAAUCUAGCUCCAACGAGUGGACAAAGUCCAGCUGCCACACCAGACAGUUCUCAUCCAGAUUUGACGAGUAUUAAACGAACGGGUGGUGUCAAAAGACAUCCAAUGGCUGUUUCUCCACAGAAUGAAACAUCUCAAUUAUCUCCAUCCGGACCUUAUCCACGGGAUCGGAGCUCUUCUGCUCCGAAUAUCAAUGCGAUUAAUGAUGAGGCAACAGUUCAACAUAAUCAAAGAAUUCUUGAUGCAUUGGAAGCUCAGCGAUUAGAAGAAGAAUCACGAGAUAAAACUGGAUCGUUACUUUCAACACAAGCACGUCAUCGACCUCAUUUCCAGAGUGGACAUAUUUUGUCAGGAGCUCGAAUGAAUCGUCUUCACCCACUUGUUGACUGUACUCCUCUUGGCUCGAAUUCUCCUUCAUCUACAUGUUCAUCACCUCCAGGUGGCUUAAUCGGACAACCUACUCUUGGACAAUCCCCGAAUGUAUCAGGAUCAACGACGUCAUCAUUAGUAGCCGCUCAUUUGCAUACUCUCCCAUUAACACCACCACAAUCAGCACCUCCUCAGAAGAUUUCACCUGGUUUCUUCCGAAAUCGUAGUCGAUCGCCAGGCGAACGACUUGAUGCACAACGACCCAGGCCGCCACAGAAACCACAUCAUGAGGAUUGGGAAAUAUUGCCGAAUGAAUUUAUUAUUCAAUACAAAGUUGGUUCGGGAUCCUUCGGUACCGUCUAUCGUGGAGAAUUCUUCGGAACUGUUGCUAUAAAAAAGCUGAAUGUUGUUGAUCCGACGCCUUCUCAAAUGGCAGCCUUUAAAAAUGAAGUUGCAGUUUUAAAGAAAACACGUCAUUUGAAUGUUUUGCUGUUUAUGGGAUGGGUUCGAGAACCAGAAAUUGCAAUUAUUACUCAAUGGUGUGAAGGAUCGAGUUUGUAUAGACAUAUUCAUGUUCAAGAGCCACGCGUCGAAUUUGAAAUGGGUGCUAUCAUUGAUAUACUGAAGCAAGUGUCUCUUGGAAUGAAUUAUUUACAUUCAAAAAAUAUUAUUCAUCGUGACUUGAAAACGAACAAUAUAUUCCUUAUGGAUGACAUGUCAACGGUAAAAAUUGGAGAUUUCGGCUUGGCAACUGUCAAAACGAAAUGGACAGUGAACGGAGGUCAACAGCAACAACAACCAACAGGAAGUAUUCUCUGGAUGGCACCUGAAGUCAUCAGAAUGCAAGAUGAUAAUCCAUAUACCCCACAGUCUGAUGUGUAUUCUUUUGGAAUAUGCAUGUACGAAAUUCUAUCUUCGCAUCUACCAUACUCCAACAUUAAUAAUCGAGAUCAGAUAUUGUUUAUGGUUGGAAGAGGGUAUUUGAGGCCGGAUAGAUCGAAAAUUCGACAUGAUACGCCGAAGAGCAUGCUCAAAUUAUAUGACAAUUGCAUUAUGUUCGAUAGAAAUGAGCGGCCAGUAUUUGGAGAGGUUCUCGAACGACUUCGCGACAUAAUUCUUCCAAAAUUGACUCGUUCUCAAUCAGCUCCGAAUGUUCUUCACUUAGACUCGCAAUAUUCGGUGAUGGAUGCUGUAAUGAGAAGCCAAAUGCUUUCCUGGUCAUAUAUUCCACCUGCAACUGCAAAAACCCCACAAUCAGCAGCAGCAGCGGCCGCUGCUAACAAGAAGGCAUACUACAAUGUCUAUGGUCUCAUUUAGUUUUAUUUUGUUUUUUUUUUUGAAAAUCAAGGGACACUGCAACUUUUUAGUUGAUUUUCUCGUCUCUCCCCGAAUAUGUACCUUUAUUUUCUCUCUUUUUUCUAUUCUUCCCAGUGAUUUUCCCUACCCCAUGUGUACACUAACCAAAAAACUUCCAGUCGAAGAAUAAUCUCGCCCAUCGUUAUUUUACUAAUCAUUUCUCGUCACAUUGAAUCCUGUUCUAUUAUUCACCCCCUCAUCACCCAUCCCGAUAUUAUUAUUAUUAUUUUAACCCCGUAUUCACCGUUUCCUCCAAAACUUAAAAAUCCCACCAAAAUACUUUCUUUCCAGUCUAAGUCCGCCUGCAAUCGUUCCCCCAUGUGAAAUUGUGAUAAUUUUCAUAUUUUUGUUUCGGCUAAACCGGUAGAACUUUUUCUUUUCCAACUAUAAUGCUUUUUAUUGAAAACGUUUCUUUUGAUAAGUUUUCAAUGUUCCCACCCCAUUUCCGUUUCCAAACAUCCCAAAGAUUCUCUGUAUGUAUAGAAUUAUAUAGAAUCCAAUGCCUAUCCGUUUUGUUUUUGUCAUUUCGAACACAUUUUGAAACUUCCAUUUAUUUUAAUUUCAAAAUGCAGCAUCCCCAUUCCUUUUCUGAACCGGGUUAUUUGAAUCAUUUAAUUUUUGCAAACAAAAAAAGUUGAAGAUAAAAUAAUUUUUCGCCUG
This is a messenger RNA of Caenorhabditis elegans, 3379 nucleotides long. RefSeq names its product Raf homolog serine/threonine-protein kinase (gene lin-45). The record is from RefSeq and is marked reviewed. Gene Ontology annotation, molecular function: ATP binding; protein kinase activity; protein serine/threonine kinase activity. NCBI's taxonomy places the organism in Eukaryota, Metazoa, Nematoda, Chromadorea, Rhabditida, Rhabditidae. Gene Ontology annotation, biological process: signal transduction.